CCACCUCGCGCUCCCGGUGGGAGCGGAGGCGGAGCGGAUUGCCCCGGGGCAGGACGGAGCCUUCCGAGAUGUCCGGCCUGUGUCCUCUUGGGUAGAGUUCGUUUUAAGAGAGACUCUUGUCUUGCCUGGUAUGGUAGGACACCUGUCCCUAUGAGGUAUGACUCUGCCUUCCGCCUCCGCUGAGAUCCCCUCAGUAUAAAACGCCAGAUGGUCCAGGCCGGCGGAGGCGCUCGGUGCCGGGCGCUCUGGAGUCACCUGAAGAGUCAAGGGCGGCCUGCGCACGCAUGCGCAGAGGGCAGCAUGGGGGCCCGGAGCCGCUGAGCCGCUGAGCCCUUUUGCAGAGUCUGUGAAGAACAUCACUAGGAAGAACUCUGGGUACAACAAUGAACACAAUGUAUGUGAUGAUGGCUCAAAUCCUUAGAUCUCAUCUGAUAAAUGCUUCAGUGGUUCCUAAUCGAAGGAAAAUGCUUCCAUAUCUUGGUGUUAUUAGAAAUAGGAUGAUGUCAACUCAUAAAUCCCAAAAGAGGAUCACAGAAUAUUAUAGGCUGCUGAAUCUGGAUGAAGGAUGCUCUGCAGAUGAUGUCAGGGAAUCUUUUCGUAAACUUGCCAAGCAAUACCAUCCGGACGGUGGCUCUGGUACCGCUGACUCUGCAACAUUUAUAAGGAUCGAAGAAGCUUAUAGGAAAGUGCUUUCCCACGUGAUAGAACAAACAAAUGCCAGACAGAGUAAAGUUGAAGAGGCAGAAGAAGAAGAAGAAAAAUUCAAAUAUAAAACACCCCAACACAGGCAUUAUUUGAGUUUUGAAGGUAUUGGUUUUGGAACUCCAAGUCAACGAGAGAAGCAAUAUAGGCAAUUUAGAGCAGACCGUGCAACUGAGCAAGUGAUGGAAUACCAAAAGCAUAAACUACAAAGCCAGUAUUUCCCUAAUAGUGUAACUGUUAAAGAUGUAAGACAGAGUAAGGAACAAAAGAUAACUCAAGCAAUAGAGCGAUUGGUGGAGGAUCUCAUUCAAGAGUCAAUGGCAAAAGGAGACUUUGACAAUCUCAGUGGGAAAGGAAAACCCCUAAAAAAAUUUUCUGGCUGUUCAUAUAUUGAUCCCAUGACUCACAACCUGAACAGAAUAUUGAUAGAUAAUGGAUACCAACCAGAAUGGAUCCUAAUGCAAAAGGAAAUAAAGGAUACUAUUGAUCAACUCAGAGAGGCAAUUUUAGUGUCAAGGAAAAAACUUGGGAAUCCAAUGACACCGACUGAACAGAAACAGUGGAACCAAGUUUGUGAGCAGUUUCAAGAAAACAUCACAAAACUAAACAAGCGCAUUAAUGAUUUUAACUUAAUUGUUCCCCUCCUGACCAGGCAAAAAGUCCAUUUUGAUGCACAGAAAGAAAUUGCCAGAGCCCAGGAAAUAUAUGAGACCCUUAUAAAAACAAAACAAGUCAGAGAUAAAAACCCAAAUAACAUUGAUCAGGGAGAAGGGGAGAAAACACCUGGAGUCAAGCCAGGUUUUCUAAACUGGAUGAAUGUAUGGAAAUUUAUUAAAAUAUGACCAUUUCAGUGUUCACAGUACUGCCCCAAAUCAUUUUCAGUUGCACUGACAUCACACAUAGAGGCUGAUUUAUUGCUAUAACACAAGAGUUUGAGAAUUGUGUGCCUCUGUACUUUUCAGAAAACCUGAUCACGUCUCCAGUGUCAGGGAGAAAGCUGUAAGGAACUGAGCCAGCGAAAUGUUCAACCAGCUUCGUUCUGAGCAUAUAGCAAGAAGAGAAAAGAACUUCCAAGAAAACAGCUUAAUCCGUUUCAGAGUUUAAAUAUCAGUCGUCAGGUGAAAUGAGUUAGGACAGGGACUCAGACUGGGGAUCAUAAAGCGUAUUCCAACAUCUUAGUGCAGUUUUAAGGUUUAAUAACUUAAAAACAGUUGCUGUUUGCCAUAUUCAAACACAGGUACUUCAACAACAACAACAAAAACUAAAAAUGUGUUAUCAAAAGUCACAAAACUAAAGAAGUGUAAAAUGUAGGCAAGUUAAACCUCCAGAUGAUAUAUGUUUUUUUGAAAAUUUGCUGCAUUUAUAUACCUGAGGUUAUUAAAGCUCAAAACUGUUCUAAGACUUUUGGGACACUCUCUGCAUGGUUGGAAAUGUUAAGAUCAGGAAACUAGCCUAAUGGAGUUGCUGCACUCUUCUUUUUUUAUAAAGGCCUUCUCCGUGGGUACUGAAUUAAAAAUAUCUGGGUUGUACUUUUCCUGCCUAACUUCAUGAUCCAUUGGCUGCAGCAAUUGAUCAGCCAAGCUAGUUGAUUUAGUUUGUUCUAGAAAUAAACCCCAGUGUCCACUUUUAAAGAGUCUGAGUGUAUUUUCUGACCUUUUGGAGGUGAAAAAAAAUCACUGGGUUCAGUGAAAACUUAAGAUUUCACUUCUGGCUUCAUGUCUAAUCGGAGAUUGAAAUGUUAGCUUUUCACAAAUCUACCUGCAGUCUGUGUCGUGUGUCAGACUCUCCAGAGGGUUUUUCACAGAAAUGACAAUCUCAAUUUGCUGUCUUAGGGAUCCAAUUUCCUGUCUUAGGAACCCUAUAAUAAGCAGAGACAAGAUGUCUGAAUUUUAUGCCAGUUUCCCCUUUCAGCAAAUGACAGGAAACUGACAUUCAUGAGAUUGUUGUGUCCCAUCCACUUUCAGAAAAUCUGAUUUUUAGGUCUGUGUAAUUGCUUUAACCACAGAAUUGGACAACUAGCAGGAUAUGGAGAGUGGUCAAGAGGAGCAGAUCUGUUUCCUUAUUUAAUCCAGAGCAUUGUUAUGGACGUGGUUCAGAAACAUGACAUUUGCCACUCCGAUUUUGGAAGAACAAGUUAUUUUGUAAAGUGUUUGAUAGUUAAAACAACAAAUAAAACUACAUCUUCAAAAGGA
Messenger RNA from Equus caballus (horse), 2894 nucleotides. RefSeq names its product DnaJ heat shock protein family (Hsp40) member C28 (gene DNAJC28). The record is from RefSeq and is a predicted model, not a curated record. Lineage: Eukaryota; Metazoa; Chordata; Mammalia; Perissodactyla; Equidae.